AUGUUUAUUGCUUUCCGAUUUAUUGCUGGGGCCGGGUCAGGAUUGAUACAAGUCUGCCCGGUUUAUAGCGCGGAACUGGCCCCUCCCCACUGGCGAGGGUUCUUCGUGGGCAUGAACGGCAUGCUCAUCGCCACGGGCUAUGCCUUUGCCGCCUACAUGGGAUUGGCUUUCAACUCGAUCAAGGACAAUCCCGAAGCGCAAUGGCGCGGCCCGUUGGGCAUGGCCGUCCUCUUCCCAGCGUUCAUGCUUGUGAUCCUCCCUUUUAUUCCCGAAUCGCCACGGUGGCUGUUGAUGAAAGACAACCCUGACAAGGCGUGGGUCGUUGUGAACGAUCUACACCAUGCGCACACCGACGCCGGCCACGAGUUCGCACGCCGCGAGUUCUAUCAGAUCCGGAAGCAGAUUGAAAUGGACCGCACGCUCGACAACUCCUGGGGGCACAUGUUCAAGAAGCCAUCAUACCGCAAGCGAAGCCUGCUGGCCAUCGGAUACGCUUUUCUCGGAGAGAGCACGGCGGUGCUGGUCAUUACAAACUACGCGUCUAUACUGUACAAGCAGCUGGGAUACAACAGCCACCAGCAGAUCUGUCUGCAAGCCGGGUACCACACGGUCCCUAUCCUCGGGAAUCUCGUUGGAGCGCUACUCAUCGACAGGAUCGGCCGGCGUCCACUGAUGCUGGCGGGGCUUGGGGGCUGCGCGGUAAUGCUGUCGAUCGAAGCGGCGAUCGUCGCGACGUUCACGGGAGAGGGAAAGGUGCACAAUACGGCGGGGCUGAAUAUGGGCGUGGCGGCGCUAUACAUGUUCAUCUUCAUGUACGCUAUUGGCGUCGACGUGGCCGGGAUCGUCUUCUUCGGAGAGAUGUUUCCCAAUCACAUCCGCGGCAAGGGUUUCUCGCUCACCGUGGCCACAAAGGCCCUCACCGACCUGGUGUACCUGGAAGCUGCCUCCACGGCCUUUGCCAACAUCGGCUGGCGCUUUUUCCUGCUAUUCAUCAGCAUCACCACCGUCGGCUUCGUCGUCAUGUGGAUCUACCUACCAGAAACCAAAGGUCUUCCGCUCGAGGAGGUUGCCGCCAUCUUUGGCGACCAGGACGAGGUCAUGCUCUAUCUCAAGGACAUCAAGGUAGACCACGGCUCCGAUAAACUCGAGAUCCACCACUUCGAGGACGGGAACGAAAUCCACAGGGUGGCCACGGAGGCGGCUCCAAAGCCGAUGACGACGCUGAAAGACGUGUGA
Molecule: messenger RNA, 1236 nt
Organism: Exophiala viscosa
Lineage: Eukaryota; Fungi; Ascomycota; Eurotiomycetes; Chaetothyriales; Herpotrichiellaceae
Product: general substrate transporter
Exons: 2
Coding region: 1-1236 (411 amino acids)
Biological process (GO): transmembrane transport; carbohydrate transport
Cellular component (GO): membrane
Molecular function (GO): carbohydrate:proton symporter activity
Source: RefSeq, a predicted model, not a curated record